GUGGGGCAGAACACAGUGGGGAAGGAUGGGUUGCUGGCUGCCCCGGCAAGUUUGGCUACAGGGCUGGAUGGCUGCAAACCUCAGAGGAAACUAAUUUUAAUUACCCAAGGGGGUGGGGGCAGGUUUUGGGCGUUUUGCUUUCCUUUUGCAGCUUGACUUUGGAGCUGCACGGCAGCACUUUGUAAUGUGCGGACGUGUCCAGCACCCUGACGGCAGGCCAGGGGCAGCCCUGAGCAGCAGGAUUCCGCCCAUUGGGUAGCAGUGGUCAGCCCAAAAACCCCUGUGCCUUGUGGUCAGGGAGUUGGGGAGCAGUGCAGCCCAGCCAGGGGGGCUCCCAGCAGAUGUGGGGGGCAGUGGACGCAGAGCAGGGGCUGAUCUUCCCCCCGUGCCCUCCCUGAUCUCCAACCCCAAUUCCCACCUUUCCCUGGCACAGCAAUGGAGCAUGUCAUCCUUCUCCUCUUCAUCUCCCUCUUCUUCCUCUGCCGAGCCCAAGGACCCCUGGAGUGCUGGGAACAAGCCGUGUCUGCCAAUGGAGCGCUGCACCUGCAGCUGGAGAAACCCCCGCAGGGAUGGACAAAGGUCACAUGGAGAGUGAGACUGGAUGUGGGAUACCAGCAGCAGAUCCUGACGGUUGAGAAGUAUAAAGCUGACCUAUUCUCCAACAGUACUUUUUUUGGGAGAGCUGUUUUCCAGCAGGAGACCUUCUUCCUGCGGAUCAGCCCGGUUAGCACAGCAGACAGUGGGGUCUAUGAGGCAGAAUUUGAGGACACAUCAGGCACCUUGACUACCCGGUGCUUCCGUGUGUCAGUGUGGGAGCCCGUCCACUCGCUGCACCUGGAGACACACAUCCUGGACUGGGAACAGGGCUGGUGCAACCUCUCACUGGUCUGCACUGUGUCUGGUGCUGGCAACGUCUCCUACAGCUGGUCCUGCAGUGGGGAUCCCUGGGGAGCCCUGGAGCACCAGCCCUGGCUGCACCUGCAGGUCCAUGGGGAUGCCAACCCCACCGUCUGCCGCUGCAACGUGAGCAACCCGGUGAGCUGGAGCACAGACAGCACCAACAUCACAGCAGCUUCCUGCCAAGCUGUGGCCUCAGGUGUUUCCUUGUCCUACUGCAGAGUGAAAGGGCUCCUCUGGCUGCUGCUGCUGGGCAGCCUGGUCGCAGCCGUGGCCAUCACACACGUCCUCGUCUGGCAGCGGGGAUCCCCUUCCCACCGUGCUCCCGGCUCUUCGGGUACUGGGUAGGACCCCUCAAAGGGGGAGCCUGCAAAGCAGCCACUGGCCCCCACCCCACUUUGUGCAUCACAUCAGGCCUCAAAACUCCCUAACAAAUGAUCUGCUUUUAACUGCAGAGAGCUGCUAACCCGCCUGAGCAUGGAUUAAAGAAAAAUCUGCUUCUUU
Messenger RNA from Harpia harpyja (harpy eagle), 1401 nucleotides. Its product is annotated as natural killer cell receptor 2B4-like. Gene Ontology annotation, biological process: natural killer cell activation involved in immune response. The transcript has 4 exons. Gene Ontology annotation, cellular component: external side of plasma membrane. The coding region runs from base 436 to 1245 and encodes 269 amino acids. The record is from RefSeq and is a predicted model, not a curated record. Lineage: Eukaryota; Metazoa; Chordata; Aves; Accipitriformes; Accipitridae. Gene Ontology annotation, molecular function: MHC class I protein binding.